Messenger RNA from Girardinichthys multiradiatus, 2276 nucleotides. It is a transcript of the gene galnt11, whose product is annotated as UDP-N-acetyl-alpha-D-galactosamine:polypeptide N-acetylgalactosaminyltransferase 11 (GalNAc-T11). Gene Ontology annotation, molecular function: Notch binding. NCBI's taxonomy places the organism in Eukaryota, Metazoa, Chordata, Actinopteri, Cyprinodontiformes, Goodeidae. The record is from RefSeq and is a predicted model, not a curated record. The coding region runs from base 239 to 1978 and encodes 579 amino acids. Gene Ontology annotation, cellular component: Golgi apparatus. Gene Ontology annotation, biological process: regulation of Notch signaling pathway. The transcript has 13 exons.
UUCAGUCACAUGGUCCUCAGUGGUUCUACCGCUGUGUCAGGAGCUCCAUCAGACGUAGGGCUGUAAGUGCUUCAGGCUGAGGGCUUUCUGCCGGAGUGCCGCUGAGCAAACAGCUGACGGGCCGCGGAUACAGACCAGGUGUUGCUGACUCAAGCCAUAUGAUCCAUCUACUUAUCAUCCCACCUGCGGUUAACGACCUGCAGAGGGGGUAAUGUGAGGUGAUGCUCGCUCGGCCAUCAUGCCCAGUGUCACACUGCGGUAUUUCUGUUAUGGCUGCCUUGUCACCUCGGCCACCUGGUCCAUCCUCCUUUACCUCUACUUCUUUCUGGGGGCGGAGCCUAGCAGGAACCCUGUGCAGCACCGCAGCCAGCCAAUCAACAGAGGUGUACCUGAUCACAAGGCGGGGCGGCGCUCUCCGCUGACCAAGAAGGAACUGUCCCCAGAGAUGGGGAUGAUAUUUAACGAAAUGGAUCAGGAAGUCCGAGACACCGGCUAUCAUCGCCAUGCCUUCAAUGUGCUGAUCUCCGAAAGACUGGGCUACCACAGAGAACUGCCCGACACCAGAGACCCACAGUGUCUGCAAAAGUCUUAUCCUCUGGCUCUACCUGCUGCUAGUGUAGUGAUCUGUUUCUUCAACGAAGCGUUCUCUGCCUUGCUCAGGACCGUCCACGGCGUACUGGACCGAACCCCAGCCUACCUGCUGCAUGAGGUCAUCCUGGUGGAUGACCACAGCGAACUGGAGGAGCUGAAGGACGACCUGGAUCAGUACAUCAGGAAGGAGCUGCAGGGAAAAGUCAAACUGAUCCGGAACCAGCAGAGAGAAGGACUCAUCAGAGGACGGAUGAUCGGAGCCUCCCACGCUACAGGUGAGGUGCUGGUCUUUCUGGACAGCCACUGCGAGGUAAACCAGGCAUGGUUGCAGCCGCUGCUAGCCCCCAUUAAGAAGGACCGCCGCAAUGUGGUCUGCCCCGUCAUCGACAUCAUCUCUGCUGACACACUCGCCUACUCACCCUCCCCCAUUGUUAGGGGCGGCUUCAACUGGGGGCUACACUUUAAGUGGGACCCUGUGCCCCACUCAGCGCUUAGCGGGCCCGAGGGGGCCUCCGGACCUAUCAGGUCUCCCACCAUGGCAGGCGGCCUGUUUGCCAUGGACAGAAGGUACUUCAAUGAGCUCGGCCAAUACGACGCAGGAAUGGACAUCUGGGGAGGAGAGAACCUGGAAAUCUCCUUCAGGAUCUGGAUGUGUGGUGGUCAGCUCUUCAUCGUUCCGUGCUCCAGAGUCGGACACAUCUUCAGGAAGAGGAGACCCUACGGCUCCCCGGGAGGACAGGACACCAUGGCCCACAACUCCUUAAGGCUGGCACACGUCUGGAUGGAUGACUUCAAGGAGCAGUAUCUGACUCUGCGUCCUGAGCUCCGUGACCGUGGUUACGGUGACAUCAGCGAACGUGUGGCGUUGAGAAAGCGUCUGCAGUGUCACUCCUUCCGAUGGUACCUGGACACUGUUUAUCCUGAGAUGCAGGCCGUUGCCAGUGGCAACAAGCAGCAGCCUCUGUUCAUUAACAAGGGCCUGAGGCGGCCCAAAGUCCUCCAGCGAGGCCGGCUGCGUAACCUAGCAACGGGACGAUGUCUGGUGGCACAGGGGCGAGUCAGUCAGAAGGGCGGGGCCGUCGUCCUGAGACCAUGUGACCUCAGAGACCCAGAACAGGACUGGGCCUAUGAUGAGGACGGACAGCUGGUCCUUGCAGGUCUGCUCUGUCUGGAUAUGUCGGAGGUCAGAACCUCUGAUCCCCCCAGGCUUAUGAAGUGUCACGGCUCGGGGGGGUCGCAGCAGUGGAGCCUUGGGAAGUCUAACCGCCUCUACCAGGUCUCUGUGGGUCAGUGCCUCGCCGUCUCCCAUCUAACAGGACCCAAGGGUUACGUCUCCAUGGCGAUCUGUGACGGCUCUGAAGCACAGCAGUGGCAGCUGGAGGGUUAAUCAUGGAGUUGUCUUCAGCUCGAGCUUAAAGACAAUCAGGAGGAACCAGUUUCAGUCUGAUGGUUUUAUCCAGAAUCCACAGACUGGUUCACAUAUCUGCACCAGUUCCAGGUCCUGUAAAGUUCUGGGCCUCAGACUGUGACGUUCUGGUUAUUAUUUUUAUCUUUUAUUUAGUUUUUAUUGAAAGUUCUUAGAGCUGCUGGAAAACAUUAGAAGAAACUGAGGUGGAACAUCGUGAUCAUCACAUCAGCUGACCUCCUAAACUUUUCCUCUUAAAUAAAAUCUUCUAAAUGUCUCA